Messenger RNA from Lodderomyces elongisporus, 3174 nucleotides. RefSeq lists its product as uncharacterized. The transcript has a single exon. The coding region runs from base 1 to 3174 and encodes 1057 amino acids. NCBI's taxonomy places the organism in Eukaryota, Fungi, Ascomycota, Pichiomycetes, Serinales, Debaryomycetaceae. The record is from RefSeq and is a predicted model, not a curated record.
AUGGAUUUUGAAGAACGUUUAGAAACUCAAGAGAGAUCAGAUUCACCAUCACUAGUUGGAUCAUCAAUUCGAUCAGCCGACGAUUCUCCACACAGAAAUUACAUUCACCCUGAGAAAUACCAAUCCUCGAAGUCCAACAAAUCAGGAUCCAAAUUGGGAACCAAGUCGAAAUCCAAAUCCAAAGGUAAGCACAGUAAAUUGAAUCCUGCUAUCACCGCAUCCUUGGAUGAUUUGAUCAACGAAGGUGCAUUAUUAGGGUCAGAAGAAGAUUUUAAGAAAUUCUUGGAUGAUGAUGGAAGUGUUAAGACAGAUGCAAAGUAUGUUGAGCAAGAUCAAGAACAAGAGCAAAAGCAAGACAAGCAACUCAAGAAAAAAGAAUCCUAUGACAAGGAAGAUGAAAUCAAACAGGCGUUGGAAAGCGAUAAGCCUUUGAGAAAGAAGAGCGUGAAAUCCAAUCAGCCAAAAGACGAGGAUAAACCACAGCAACCCAAGUUGGACUUGUCCGAGUUUAAGCCUGCACCAGUAGGUGCAGAUGUUGGAGUUACACAUGCCGAUGCAAAAGCUUCAUUUUACAAACAAGAAGAUUAUUCUACUCCAAACUUAUCUGAAUACCAAUUGGAGCAGGAAAUUAAGGAUUAUGACGAUUUGAUAAACCACGUGAAAUCACAUGAGCUUGACAAAUUGCCUCGUGAUUCAUCGUAUUCAAGUCAAAAUGAGAAUGCUACUUUUGCUUCAACUGGUGCUUCAGCUCCUUUGCAUUCAACUCUGACAUCUCAAAUGUCUGCCGCUCAAAAGCAAAGAAUGGAGGGAAACUUGCACACACCGACAUUUUAUACAGAUAGAGAGAGAUCAAGAUCAAGAUCGGCUAAUCCAAGAACCAGAGCUAAAGACCGCUCCUCAUCCAGGUCUUCCUCAAAUGCGAAAACGUCAUCCAGUAGACAUUUGGCAAGAGGUGAUUCAUACAAAAAUACUCAUAGUGACGAGCCUUCCAAGUACGAAUUACCCCCAGAUUUUGAGGCAAGAGAACAUCAAGUGAAGGAAUCUGCUAAAGAAAGUGAUAAUGACGAUGGUACCGAUGGUAACGAUAAUAAUAAUAAUGAGGAGGAGGAUGACGAGGAUGAUAGAAGAACUAGAUUUGCAAGACCCACUAUGGGUGAAUCAAUUGCUGCUGCAGAAGCUAAAAAAAAGGCUGCAGAAGAGAAGCUGAAUCCAGCUUUUGUUUCCGAAACCGAGUCUAACCCCGUCACAAGAGAUCCAUCAUUGGUGACUACUGGUGAUUAUACGAAUUUUGAGGUUGAUUCACCAGCGCCAAGAUUGCGCGAAAAUGAAUAUUUGGGUUCUGCAAGAUCAGCUUCGUCAACAAAUUAUUUGAGAUCGAUAUCUAGAUCGAGAUCAAGAGCUAGACCACUUAAUAAUGCUCCAGAUGAAAAGAAUGAUGCAAAUACGGAUACCUUAAUUGAAGAAGGAGCACUUGUGACCGAUGAUCCGUAUGCGUCUAUUGAUCAACUUGAUACAAUGGUUAAGAAUGUUUUGCACGGUGGUGAUGCUACGGGUGCUAAUUUUUUGCCGUUGACUGAAGAAACUGACAAAGAAUUGGAGGAGAAUACAAAAGUUGCUGGUGAUACAAAAGAGGCUAGCGAUAAAGAAAAAGUUGUUGACAAUAAAGAGCAAGAUGUCAAGAAAGAAGCUACUCAGAAAACAAAACUGUCUGGUGAGGAGUUUAGUUCACAUGAAAGUGGAUCAAAGGAUCAGGAAAAUGAUUCACAGGAGGGCAAAUCUGUUGAUGAAGCGGUUAAGAAUAAUGUCUAUGAAGAAGAGAUAGAGAAAGAUAUACAACAUGCUAAGCAACAUUCAAAUGAGAAGGAUGAUGCAAAUACAGACACUUUGGAAAAAGAAGGUGCUUUAAUAAGUGACGAUCCACUUGAAAAAGUUGAAGAGGCCGAGUUGGGAAGCAAAGGUUUAGUAACAGAGCCAGAGGAAUCAAAAGACGCCAAAGACAAAGAAGAAGAAGAAGAAGAGGAAAAGGGAGGAGAAGAAAAGGAAGCAAAGAAUGAGGCAACGGAUAUUUCAAACAAGAGUUUAUAUGUUUCGCAUACAGACAAGGAUGAUUCUGAAACAAAAGAAGAAGGUUCAGUUGCAGAUAAAUCAGCACCUCUUUUGGGAGCUUCCCCGGAUGUUGAUGGUCCUGAAGAGUUGAAGGAAAUUGAACAAGAAGAGGAAAAAGAAAAAGAAAAUGAAAACGAGAAAAGCAAAGCAAAGGCGAUAAACGAAGAUACACAAGGCCUCGCAUCAGAUUCCAAUGAGAAAGAUGAUGCAAAUGUAGAUGAAUUGAGAAAAGAAGGUGCUUUGGUUAGUGAUGACCCACUUGAAAAAUCAGAAGAGGCCGAGUUGGCAAAAAAAGAUGUCGUGACUGAACCUAAGGAGCUGAAGCAUGAAGUGAAAGAUGACUUGAAAAGCGAUCUCGGCAAAGGUUCAGAUGCUUUACCUGACAAAAGAGAAGAAGGAUUAGUUGCAGAUAAAUCAGCGCCUCUCUUGGGAGCAUCUGCUGAUGUUGAUGGGCCUCAAGAGUUGGAGGAACUUGAAGAAGAAGAGAAGGAAGGCGAAAAAGAUAAUGAAGCCGUCAAAGAGGAGGUUUAUGAAGGAGAAUUGCCAGCUGAUGAGAAAGCAGAAUUGGAAUCUGCUGAAAAGAAUGCAAAAGCAAAAGCAGAAACUAAAGCAGAAACUAAAACAGAAGCAGAAACUAAAACAGAACCUAAAGCUGAAGCAGAACCUAAAACUGAGGCAUCAAUCGCAAAAGAAGAUAAUGAAAAAGCUGGGGAGGAUAAAGAAGUCAACGAAGAUGAUGCUGAUUUAGAUGAUUUGGAUGUGUCGCCUGAGGAGCUUCGUAAACAUCUCGAGUCACUUCCAGUUUACAUUUUUACGUCUCUUGCAGGUGGGAUGCAAAUUAUGCAUAAGACCAAUAGAUUGGCUACAAUUUUGCAAGCGAAUGGUGUAAAGUUUGAAUAUAGGGACUUGGGCACAGAUGAAGAAGCGAAGAAGAUUUGGAGAAGAUAUGCACAGGGAAAGACUUUACCUGGAGUUGUUCGUGGUGAUGAUGUUAUUGGAAAUUGGCAAGAGAUUGAUGAAGCUAAUGAAGAGUAUAAGUUGAGAGAGUUGCUUUAUGAGACUUUAUAG